This is a messenger RNA of Microtus ochrogaster (prairie vole), 10817 nucleotides long. It is a transcript of the gene Cecr2, whose product is annotated as cat eye syndrome critical region protein 2 homolog. Bases 483 to 4364 code for a protein of 1293 amino acids. Gene Ontology annotation, molecular function: protein binding. The transcript is spliced from 19 exons. Gene Ontology annotation, cellular component: CERF complex. Gene Ontology annotation, biological process: single fertilization; chromatin remodeling. Lineage: Eukaryota; Metazoa; Chordata; Mammalia; Rodentia; Cricetidae. The record is from RefSeq and is a predicted model, not a curated record.
CGGAGGAGGGCGGCGCGGCCGGGCUGGGCGAGCUCCGCUCCUGGUGGGAAGUCCCGGCCAUCGCGCACUUCUGCUCGCUCUUUCGCACGGCGUUCCGCCUGCCCGACUUUGAGAUUGAGGAGUUAGAGGCAGCUCUUCACAGAGAUGACUCGGAGUUUAUCAGUGAUCUGAUUGCCUGCCUGCUUCAGGGCUGCUAUCAGCGAAGGGAUAUCACGCCUCAGACAUUCCACAGCUACCUGGAAGAUAUCAUUAACUAUCGUUGGGAGCUUGAAGAAGGAAAGCCCAACCCUCUGAAAGAAGCCAGUUUUCAAGACCUUCCCCUGCGCACUCGGGUAGAGAUCCUCCAUCGCCUCUGUGAUUACCGGCUAGAUGCAGAUGAUGUCUUUGAUCUUCUCAAGGGUCUGGAUGCGGAUAGUCUCCGAGUGGAGCCUUUGGGUGAAGACAAUUCAGGUGCACUCUACUGGUACUUCUAUGGGACACGGAUGUACAAAGAAGACCCAGUACAAGGAAGGUCCAAUGGAGAACUCUCCUUGAGCAGGGAAAGUGAAAGACAAAAAAAUGUCUCGAAUGUUCCUGGAAAAACAGGCAAAAGAAGAGGAAGACCUCCAAAACGGAAAAAAGUACAAGAGGAAAUUAUAUCAAGUGAAAAGCAGGAAGAAAACGCCUUGGCAUCUGACCUACUGACAAGAAAUGGGUCCCGAGGGCCAGGCCAAGGUACCUGGUGGCUCCUCUGUCAAACAGAAGAAGAAUGGAGACAGGUCACUGAGAGCUUCCGAGAGAGGACCUCUCUUCGAGAGCGGCAACUCUACAAGCUCCUCAGCGAGGACUUCCUGCCUGAAAUCUGCAACAUGAUUGCCCAGAAGGGAAAACGUCCACAACGCACAAAGCCAGAGUUGCAACAUAGGUUUAUGUCUGACCACCUGUCCAUCAAAUCCAUCAAGCUAGAGGAGACUCCCAUGCUCACCAAGAUAGAAAAACAGAAGCGCAAGGAGGAAGAGGAAGAACGGCAGCUCCUACUGGCAGUGCAGAAGAAGGAGCAAGAGCAGAUGUUGAAAGAGGAGAGAAAGCGGGAAUUGGAGGAAAAGGUCAAGGCAGUGGAAGAUCGAGCUAAGAGAAGAAAGCUCAGGGAAGAGCGGGCAUGGCUGUUGGCUCAAGGCAAGGAGCUACCCCCAGAACUUUCCCAUUUGGACCCGAAUUCUCCUAUGAGGGAAGAGAAGAAGACCAAGGACCUCUUUGAGCUGGACGACGAUUUCACUGCCAUGUAUAAAGUUCUAGAUGUGGUAAAGGCUCACAAGGAUUCCUGGCCUUUCUUGGAACCUGUGGAUGAAUCUUAUGCCCCAAACUAUUACCAGAUUAUUAAGAUCCCCAUGGAUAUUUCAAGCAUGGAGAAGAAAUUAAAUGCAGGUUUAUAUUGUACCAAGGAGGAAUUUGUAAAUGACAUGAAGACCAUGUUCAGGAAUUGUCGAAAAUACAAUGGGGACAGUAGUGAGUAUACCAAGAUGUCUGAUAAUUUGGAGCGGUGUUUCCAUCGGGCCAUGACAAAGCAUUUCCCUGGUGAAGAUGGAGACACGGAUGAGGAAUUUUGGGUCAGAGAGGAUGAAAAACGGGAAAAAAGAAGGAGUCGAGCUAGUCGAAGUAGUGGAAGCCAUGUUUGGACCCGCUCUAGAGACUCAGAAGGGCCCAGCAGGAAACAACCACCGGUGGAGAAUGGAGGAAAAUCAUUGCCCCCUGCACGCCGAGCUGCCUCCUCAAGGGAUGGUCAGAGCAGCAGCUCUGUACAGCUCCCUCCAGAGGUGGGCACAUCAAAUGUCCAAGGCUUUUCCCGCCCCCCACACUGUGGCAGGGUGCCUAGUCAGGCACCCCCUUUAAACCAGAUGCAGACAGCAGCACCAGGAACAUUUGGCUCUCUUCAAGGAUCAGAUUCCACCAACUUAUAUGGCUCCUCUCGAGUCCCAGAGGUACCCCCAGGAGAUGCCUUGCAGCACCCACCCUUUGCUGUACAGCCUCCCAUUGGAAUAAGUAACCACCGUGGAACCCGACUCAGUGCUUCUAAAGAGAAGAUGUGUGGGGGCCUGACUCACCUUUCCAGUAUGGGAUCACAUCCCCCCUCCUUGCAGCUUGGGCAGAUGAAUUGUCCCAGUCAAGAUGGAAACAUAUAUCCACCAGCUCCAUUCCAGGCAGGAUUUAUUCCUUCUAGGCAUGGUGGAACGUCAGCCCGACCCCCAGACUUCCCUGAAAGCUCAGAAAUUCCUCCUGGUCAUAUUUAUCAUUCAUAUAAGUACCUGAAUCGAGUACACCCUGCUGUUUGGAAUGGGAACCAUGGUGUUACAAACUCAGGACGUUUGGGGUCAGAUGAGAAGCCUCACCUGGGGCCAGGACCCUCUCACCACCCUCAUACCCUUGGUCAUGUGAUGAGACCACCUAUCCCAUCAAACCAGUGGACUAAACAGUCAAGCUUUCUACCUCAUGGAGUUCCUUCCUCGGGGUAUAUGCAACCACCCUGUAAGUCUGCUGGACAUCGGUUGCAGCCACCUCCAGCUCCAGCACCAAGUCCUCUGUUCGGGGGACCCUCCCAGGCCCUCCGGGGGGUACAAGGAGGGGAAUCCAUGAUGGACAGCCCUGAAAUGAUCGCCAUGCAACAGCUCUCCUCCCGAGUCUGUCCCCCAGGUGUGCCUUACCACCCCCGCCAGCCCACUCCUCCUCAGUUACCUGGUCCCUUUUCACAGGUAACUCAUUCAGCAUCCGUAUGCUUGUCAGCCCCCAAGUCUACUUUAGACAAUCCUGGAAGUACACAGGAUAUCAGUGAAACACAAGAGACUGAGAAUGACCAAGCAGAACCUUUGCCUGGGCCCGAAGAGAAAACAGCAAAUGCUUGUGCUUCAGAGGGGGUAUACCUCAAACAGCUACCUCACCUGACACCUCCCCUGCAAGCCAAUUGUACCAGGCAAAGCUCACCACAAGAAAGAGAAACAGAGGGCCCAGAACUCAAAAGUGAUGCUUCAGAAACUGCAGACAACUAUAAAGCAUCAAAGAGCAAGAACACAUGGCCUUUGGACAAUAGCUACACCAGCCCAACUGUGCAAGGUUGUUUGAGAGACCUCUCCAUCGUGGCAGACAGAGGAACUCUACCCGAAAAUGGGGUUGUUGAUGAAGCAUCUCCUUGUAGGUCAGAGGGGAAGGGCCUUGGUGGCAGUAGUUCAGAAAAACCACUCUGCCCCAGGGGUAAAACACUGCAGGAAACCAUGCCAUGUACAGGACAGAAUGCAACUACACCUCCUUGCACAGAUCCCAAUUUGAUGACAGGCAGUGUAAAUCAGUUUUCCCCCUUGUACAUGCCUGGCCUAGAAUACUCUAAUUCAGCUGCACAUUACCAUAUGAAUCCAGGUCUGCAAGGCUUGGGCUCUAUGAUGGGAGGAAAGUCCCCAGGAUCACACCCUCAGCCCUUCUCUCCCAGGGGCUUCCAGCCUAACAGUCCCCAUCCUGGACUCUUUCCCCAAUACCGCCCCCAGCAGGGAAUGAGGUAUGCCUACCAGCAGUCUUCUCAGCCCUCCUACCACCCUUAUCAGCGGACUCCUUACUACACAGGUCCACAGGGCUUUCCUGAUUGGCAGAGAUCUCUUCCUUCCCAGAGAAGCCCAAGUGGACCCCAAGGGAGUCACCCUCCACGCCCCCUCUUCUCGGAUAAGAAUGCCUUGUCUACUACUCUGCAAAGCUGUGAGACACUAAAUGCUGCCUUAACUUCUCCAACUCAAAUGGAUGCAGUGGCUGCUAAGGUUGUCCUGUCCGAUGGACAGAAUCCUGGUCCAGAGGAAGAAAAGCUGGAUGAAUCUGUGGAGAGACCAGAGAGUCCCAAAGAAUUUCUAGAUCUGGACAACCAUAAUGCAGCUACCAAGCGGCAGAGCUCACUGUCUACCAAUGAGUAUCUUUAUGGAACUCCACCUCUGAAUUCAGGAAUGACUUUUGGUUCACCUGCUUUCCCACCCCACAGUGUGAUGCUGCAGACAGGGUCUCCGUACACUCCUCAGCGUCCUGCCAGUCAUUUCCAGUCCAGGGCAUACCCAUCCCCUGUGGCUGCCCAUCCACCUCCCCAUUCGGUGGCCACCCAGCCCAAUGGCCUUUCUUCAGAGGGCCCCCUCUAUCGCUGUCAGGAAGAGGGCUUAGGUCACUUUCAGUCUACAGUGAUGGAGCAGACUGGCACUGGAAGCGGAAUAAGAGGCCCUUUCCAAGAAAUGCACAGACCAUCGGGAAUGCACAUGCAUCCAGUCCAGUCACAGUCCUUAUUCCCAAAGACCCCGGCACCUGCAGCGUCACCGGAACAGCUGCCACCACAUAAGCCCCCAACACUUCCUCUGGAUCAGAGCUAGUCCAAGGAGGAAAUGAUCCCCAAGGAAAUGGACAGCUGCACAUGAAGACAUACAGGUCUUGGAGGAUUUGGAGGAAUGAUUGUUGUACACCUCUGUUCUGCCGUCCUCCUCCACCUGUUCUGUGAAACAUACCAUCCUCAGAGCUUGAACUCCCGGGCUUUAGAUACACACUUUGUAAAUGACUGACACAGGGCCCUUGGCUGGGAUCACCUGCAUAGUUGACGUACUUAGCAAGAGCAAGUGUACUUGGAGUCCUUGCUGGCUUCUCCAAAUCUCAAGACUCUUGUUCAGGGAAAAUCACUUUAAACUUGGGUGGAGGGUACAUGUAAGGAUGCAGUGGUGCUUUUAAAUAUUCAUGAGCAGCUAAUCUCAGGUAUAUAUUUGGGGAAGGGACUACUUGUAGUAUUAAUGUUUUUGAGCUGGGGCCAGUUUACAGAAUUUUCUUGUUGCCUCCUUUUUUUUUUUUUUUUUUUCCGGGUGAAUGUAUUGUAUAUAGAGUGGGACAGUCAGGUGGGCACAUGGAGGAGCUGGGAGUCCUUCCCCCGCUAUAGCACACAGUACUGGAGUAGUCUCUGUCUAUGUAUAGUAAGGUCACACUGUAUGCUUGUGGAACUUGGAAAAGAUCUGAAAGGUGUCAGCUUAUGUAUGUCACUACCUUGUUUCCAGCCAGCCUCAGAGACUGCUUACUGCAUUUGUCCUCCUUAGCAUUCUUUUCUCAGUGGUUAGCAGGUACUGUCUUGUGGCCUACUGGGUGUUUCAGCCAGAGGACAGACUGCUCUCCCUCUGGCCCAAGUUCUGGAUCUGGGAAAGCAUGUCUCUUCCUGAUUUUCCCACCAACCCCACCAGAUAGUUGUAAACCAGGAACUUGGGCUCUCCAGUUAUUACAAGAUGAAGUGGCUUCUUCAUGGGCCUCUUAGGCCAGUGGUCUAGAAGGUAUCACAGGCUUUCUAGCACAAACUGUGUUUUGUGAAAGUGACUACUCAGGUUUGUUAUAUAUGUUAGUCUCAAUAAAGAUAUUGCACAGGUUUGAAUAAGGAAAGUAUAUCCUAUAGAUUUAAAUUUGAAUUUAGGUCUAUUUCAGUAUGUAUAGUUUUUAUUCAUUUUAAGAGAAUCGUAGUACUAUGACUUGAUCAUGUUGAUUUAAAGUAGCUGUCAAGGGCUAGUUCUUGGAAAUUAUUUGUUGUGUCUGUGAUAGGAAACAAUUUUACAGUAUUAAAUUACGUUACAAUGGAUUUAGAAGUGAAUUACACUGGAUUCUCUCUGCUUUAGCCUUCUGUAUUUUAUUUUAGCUGAGAUAUCACCAAAGUUAGGACCUAUGUUUAAAAUUUUGAAUACCCCACACAGAAUAAACCAAGGGAAAUGCCCUGGAGUUGCAAGUCUCUUUAAAAGAAUAUAAUUUUACAGUAUGCUUUGGGGUAUGGAGAUCUCUAUAUUUUAUAAAUAUUAAUCUGCCCAGAUUCUUAGAAGUUUAGGUGUGGGUGGGGUUAAUGGAAGAUUUUUCUCAAGUCCCAGCAUUCCCAGUAAAUGUAGAAUAGUCUGCCAAAUAUGUGAGGAGGGAAGGGAAGGAAAUUGGAAACAUCCAAAUUAUAGAGAUGAUUGGACCCUUGAACGUUGCUGAUAGACGUACUGGUUACUAACCUGCUGGUGGUGCUGACCCACACAGUGUCUCCAAGUACAGCACAUGCAUACAUGCAGUUUUCUUUCCAACAAGCUUGUUGUAGUUGGUGUUUUACAGUCAGUGAUUCAGAGGCCCAACACCUACACGCUUGAGUUCAAAAUUAGAAGAGUAAAGAAAUCAGAUUCGUUGGGUGGCUCUGGUCUGCUUUUGAGCUAAUAAGAGCCAGCUUGGUCCUACUGCUGCUUCUGUGUCUGCCACUACAGCAGAGGCCUGAAACUUCUUCACUGGGAAUGCUGCAACCAUCAGACCUCUUUCAAGGUGCUAAAACUAGAGGUCACUAAGCUGAGUGCAUCCUCACCUCUUCUUCAUGUUUCUAAAGCAAUGCUGUGAACAAUAUUGGGGAGCAAGGAAUUGGUGAGUUCCUUUAUCCCUUGGUUUAUUAAGAAAUUAAAUAGAAGAUGGAACUACUGUAUUUAUUAAGUUCUAACACUGUGAGAAGAGCCUGUUGUGUCCUCUGUGGGAAUUUGGUAGUUUCUAGUCCUAUAAGUUCCCAACUUUUAUUGGUCUUUAAAUGCUAGGUACCUUGGAGCAGCCAGAACAAUACAAUGCUGCUCUUGUGUGAGCCCAUCACCCUCACCCACUUGAGCCGGACAAGAGCUUUUGUUUUCACUUUUCUUCCAGCUCUUCUCUCCUAGGUGUAUUCAGCAGAUGCUAAUAAUCUCAUUUAGAGUCUUCGGUGGGAAAUGCUGAUUCUGCAAGAUGUAAUAAUUAGAAAGUAGUGUGCAAGGGUGUCUUAAAAGGUCCACUCUCGGCCUAGGACUUGUAUCUGUUGGUUACUGUGACCUUGUCAGUAUGCUAACUCUAGUCCCCAGGAGGACAUCGCUGUGCAUAAUUGGAAGCAUUCUUUGACUUAGUGUUAGACUUAAACCUUUAUCAGAUUUAUUCAUAACUUAGAAACCUUAGGAUCUAAAAGAAAGAAAAAAUUCAGAAAGAAAAGUAGAGCCUUUUAGAAGGUUUAUGGGUAGAUAUGUCUCCCCCAACCGCAGCCCUGCGGGAUUUUUUUGUUUGUUUCUUUACUAAUGUACUAUAAUAACUGGUCUGUUACACUUGAAAAGUUAAUCUACCAAGUUAGCAUAGUUCUGGGCUAAUGUUGUGUCUAUAAGAUACAAGGUAGUCACCGUUACUCUAUCUUCAUUCACCAGGAGCCUUAACUAGAGCAGCAGCGUUACUCCAGUUCUCUACAGUCUUCUGAUAUUUCCCAAUAUCAGACAUUUUCAGAUUUUCAGACAUGCAUUCUUUCAUAUUCUCUGUUAGUUUUAGCAAUCUGUUUUUCCAAAGACCUACAUGUGUAGGUACAUCAACUCUAAAAGACACUUUAAGCUAUUUCUCCCUUUUCUUCUUUCUUCAGUUGAGGUUAGUACAACUAGUUGGUAUUCCACCUGGACAGCCCGUAACUCAUCCAUGGCUUCACUGAGGCUCUCGUCCACCACCCUCUUCUUCAGCAUCCUCACACUUUUGCUCUGUCUUUAUGAUGUUCAGUUGUUCUAAAGCAUCCUCCAAACUAAUCUUUGUAUUUAGAGCUUUGUUAAUUUCUUUGGUUUUAUUCAAGAGUUCUUGGAGAGGUACUUACACUUGAUCCCUGUAUUUGACAAGGCAUUUGACACCAGCUUCAGGAUUAAAUUUAAUUUUCAAAGUCAUAACCUUUGGAAUUCUCAGCUUCUUUGGGAAUAAGCUUUAAUUUUCUAGCCAGCUUGUGUGGUAUUCGGCCAACUGUACUUCAAUUGUUUCUUUGCCUCUGGCAUAUUGUUAUUCCUUGAUCCAUAUUUGUCGUUGUUUAGCCUUUGGGUCUUUAGAUAAUUUAUUACUGGUCUGCUACAGUUCAUUUUUUUCGUGUUUUAUUUUCUCAGUGUCUGCAACUGAGGAGUACUUUUGGUUAUCAGCAAUAUUCUGUAGUCGAGCAUUCUCCUUUCUUACUGUUUCCCAUUCUAGUUCUAGUCUACCAAUUUCUUCAUCAGGACCAGUCAAUUUCUGGUCUAGACUGGAUGGAUUAAGCUCAGAUCUGUUCAUGUAUGCUUUAUAUUUGAGCAUCUACUUGCAAGGAAGUUUUCCGUUUCCUCAGUGAUGUCAGACGAUUUGGUUCUUUAGCUCUUUCUUACUCCAGUCUUGCAAUCAGUUCAUUUAGGCUUUGUUUUCUGCUGCUAAUGAAACCAGCUUGGACACAUCUGCAGCUCCGACUGCAGCUCUGCGUUCUUCUCUUCAAAGCUGUCACCACCAACCAUAAAAGUUCAUAGCAUAUGAUGGUGUAGUCCAAAAACAACUUGAUGCAGUCUAUUAGCCACACCGAGGCUGCCACGAUGUGAGGUCAGGUAUGAGGGUCUCCCAUCAUAUACAUGGAAGAAACUUUUACCAAAUAUUGAGACUUUUCUUUGAGAUGUAGGUUUGUUUGUACUCUGGUUUCCAAAGGUUGUUCUCUUUUUGGUUUGAGGGGUAUUGAAGUCCAGGGAUCUUAGCUCCCAUUAUAGAGACAUAGCAAGCACCACUAGUGAAAACUGAACUGCGCUUCAUGCUGAUAACAGCUUCAGAGAUUCAGUACAUUAUCAUGACAGAGAGCUUGGCAGCAGACAGGAGGGCGUGGUGCUGCAGUAGCUGCUGGGAGCCCUACAUCUUGCAGGCAACAAGAAGUUAACUAACCUGUUUCUUUGAAAAAAAAAAUAUCAGGAACUCUUGACUAAAAAGUGUGGAGAUUAGGACUAAAUAUGCAGGGUUCUAAUUCUUGUAACUUUCCAUCUCAUUUUAAAGAGACAACCACUCUGCCUUCUGAGUCAGAUUGGUUUUUGGUCAACUGGUAGCACACCUGACUGUGAACUGCACUUCAGUUCACGCUGAGCCCAGGCCCCAGGCCAGCUGCUCUCAAAAGAUGAACCUCAUGCUAGUGCUUAUAUGAAACUGUCUAUGGAAAACUUUAAGACCUGUAGUCUCCACCCCUCGGCUCAAUAGGAUUGCAACUUUAAAUGUCAAUUUCUCUAGCCUUCCUCUUGACUGCCCAGUUGGUGUUAUUGUCCAAUGGCAUUUGUUUGCUGUAUGGUUGUGUGUGUUAACGUCUCCUGGCAUCAAAAAGUAUGCAUAUUAAAUGCAGCCUUAAAUACACAGAUAAUCCCAAUAUAUUCUCACCAUGUUUUCCACCAACAAGACUUCAAGCCAUAGCACUUGGUCAAACUUUUUCUUUUAAUGAAUGUUCAAAUUUAUAAAUGAUAUGCUGCUCUGAAGCCCUAAUUUGGGGGAGUGGGGAUGUAGGUCUGUGGUAGAGCACUUGCCUAGCAUGUGCAGGACCAUAUGUUCAAUCCCCAGAACUACAAAAUAAAACAAACCUAAUGCAGGUCUGAUGGCAUGUAUCUGUAAUCCCAACUAUUGAAAGGCUGGGGCAGGAGGAUCACAAGUUCAAGCCUAGGCAACUUAAUAUGAUGCUGUCUCAGAAGUGAAAAAGUGGGUUGGGAUAUAGCUCAAUGUUAGAGUUCCUGUGCAGCAUGCACGAGGCCCUAUCUUGAGUCCCUAAUAACACACACACAUUGAAAUUCCAUGGGAAGGCAAAGUCCUAGACAAGUGUCAAUAUCCUCAGUGUUUCAGAUAACCUUAUUUGGUCUUGUAGAAUUCGUUACUUCUUGGCCCGAUUCCCUGUAUACCUAUAUAUACCUGUUGUGAAGUUUCCUUCUCUGUAUCAGUGAGUGUCCAGUUCUGAGGGUUUCUGGAAUGUGGGUGCUCUUGUCAACAACUAUGGCAAAGAUACUUGACGGUUGGGUGCACCAUGCAGCGGCAUUUCUCCCAUGAAUUUACAACACUGAUUUAGUACAGAUGUGAGCCAAGUGUGGCAGGCAGAAAAGAGAAUGAAAGGCCUGCUUGGUCUAGCUCCAGGCCUUUCAUAUAUCACACAUACACACCCUAAAGUACAGAUGUGAUAGGCGUGAUUGAGACUUGGUGAGAAGGCCUUAGCCUCAGGACCUGAGGUAGACCCUUCCUGAUGAGAAGAUGGGCUGCGUCCCACACUCACAGACUGACACCAGCUUUGCUCUUGAUCUCUCUCUGCCUGUUAGUUAAACAUAACUUGGGUGAGGUAGGACAUUGAGCCUUCUACUGUCUAGACUUCAGUUGGCUGCUCUCAUCUCCCCUUGGGGUUCAGUGAGGACAGCUAUAUUGAGUAAUUUAUUGAAAUGCUUCCUCACUCCACCUCAUUCUGUAACCUCUUGGUCCCUUCAUUUUCUAAGCAGGGACUACUUCUCACUUGACUUGUAGACAGCUCCUGGGGGCCCCCAGCCAUGCUCCUCCAGCCUGCACACAGUAUAAGACAUUCAUGUGCUGUGAAAGUGAAUGCCCUAUGAACUGUCCUGGCCAGUACUGGAAAGGGAAUGGUAUUUAUUUUUAUAUUGUAUAUAUUUUGUCAUGGUCUGCUGGUUUCCUGUUUCAUUGAGAGCGACAAUUACCUCAGUAGUUAGUUUGAUAUUGUGUGUCGGAUAAUUUUUUGAAAGAACUUUUUAAAAAAGCUUUUUUGAUCUUUGGAGAUCUGUAGAUUUAUUUCCAUAUGAACUGGUUAUUUUGUAUAUAAAGUACAUUGUUAAAUUAGGCUUUGAUGUGUGUGUGCCUGGUAUGUUUUCAUGUGUCACUUUUAUCCUUAGGGCAGACUGCUGUUUUCCCAGCAGUUUUUGAGCUAGGCCACAGUGCUACCACCUGAAAGCAUCCACUUUAAUCUCAAUUAGAUGCCAAGAGUUUUCACAGUGAUGCAACCUUAGAUGCAGUCUAAGUGCUUAGACAGUAAUAAAACUGGCCUCAGUCUUAGGCGUGGC